UGACGUAGGCCGCGGACGUGCGGCCACAGACAUGGCGCGGAAAGUCUCUUACUUUUAUGAUCCGGAUGUUGGCAAUUUCCACUAUGGUGGGUCUGGGGGUGCUGGACACCCAAUGAAGCCACACCGCCUGUCUCUCACACACAGUCUGGUUCUGCACUAUGGGCUGUACAAGAAGAUGAUGGUGUUUAAGCCGUACCAAGCCUCACAGCACGACAUGUGCCGGUUCCAUUCGGAGGAUUACAUCGACUUCCUGCAGAGGGUUAGCCCCAACAACAUGCAGGGCUUCACCAAGAGUUUAAACGCCUUCAACGUGGGAGACGACUGCCCUGUUUUCCCAGGACUGUUUGAGUUUUGUUCACGUUAUACCGGAGCCUCGCUUCAGGGAGCAACACAAUUAAACAACAAGGUGUGCGACAUCGCCAUUAACUGGGCUGGCGGGCUUCACCACGCCAAGAAGUUUGAAGCCUCGGGAUUCUGUUAUGUGAAUGACAUUGUGAUUGGAAUCCUGGAGUUGCUGAAGUACCACCCGCGGGUGCUGUACAUCGAUAUUGACAUUCAUCACGGUGACGGGGUGCAGGAGGCCUUUUACCUCACCGACCGCGUCAUGACUGUGUCCUUCCACAAAUACGGGAACUACUUUUUCCCGGGAACAGGUGACAUGUAUGAGGUGGGUGCCGAGAGUGGCCGUUAUUACUGCCUGAACGUGCCGCUCCGCGAUGGAAUUGACGACCAAAGUUACAGGCUCCUGUUCCAGCCCGUCAUCAAGCAGGUGGUGGAUUACUACCAACCCACAUGUAUGGUGUUGCAGUGUGGAGCAGAUUCCCUCGGCUGUGAUCGCCUGGGGUGCUUCAACCUCAGCAUCAAAGGACACGGGGACUGUGUGGAGUUUGUGAAGAGCUUUAACAUCCCGCUGCUGGUGAUGGGUGGUGGGGGUUACACAGUCCGCAAUGUGGCUAGGUGCUGGACCUUUGAGACCUCGCUACUUGUGGAAGAGGAGAUAAGUGAUGAAUUGCCUUAUAACGAAUACUUUGAGUACUUUGCUCCAGACUUCACGCUGCAUCCGGACGUCAGCACGAGGAUUGAGAACCAGAACUCCAGGCAGUACCUGGACCAAAUCCGCCAAACAAUCUUCGAGAACCUGAAGAUGCUGAACCACGCCCCAAGCGUCCAGAUACACGACGUCCCGUCCGAUCUGCUGAGCUACGAGAGAACAGACGAGCCCGACCCUGAUGAGCGAAACUCAGAAGACGCUUACAGUCGACCCGAGGCUGCGAACGAGUUCUAUGACGGUGAGCACGACAAUGACAAAGAGAGCGACGUGGAGAUAUGAGGAUUGCAUUGUCUGCCGCAAACCAGCACCGACACUCGGCAACUACAGCACAUGGGCGUGUGUGUGUGCCGGUGUCGGCCUUGUCACUUCAAAACCAGGAACUUGCCGGGUCCCUCCCGGCAGCUGAGUGUGAUUGUCAUCAGGACAAGCCGGUCCACAGCGUCAAACAACGCGUGUUACAAACAAGUGUUUGUCUGUAAACACCAGGUUUCUCUGUAAGGGUUUGUUGAUUUUAUUUGAUCUUUUGUUGGGAAGAGAACAAAAUGGAAUAUCUGGGCAUCAUUCAAUAACCCAGCUCCUUGGUGCCAGUGGAGAUAUCCGCAAACUGACUUACACCCUGCAGCAUUGGGACUGAUUCCUCGUAUUGCACUGAAUGUGACUCUUCAGAAGAGUGUUUGAGUUUGAAUUGUCUGCUCUUUGAUACCCACCAGUGCACAGUUCUCUCUUCACUCUCCUCUGUAUGUACCAGUGUCAGCCUGUUAUGCCCUUUGUUUUAGAUUACAAUAUAUAAUGAUUUUCCUUGGGGCGAACAACUCGCCCUCAGUAUAAUUCCAUUUUAAAGUCUGUUGAGAAUGAGCAGUUGGCGUUCUCUGGGCCUGUGGGCUGUGCCAUGAUUUACCCAUUGUGCUGCCCACUAUCUGGGGCUGAGGGGGUGAGACGGCGUGGAGGUCAGCCCCCAACAUGAGCAGGAAGAGAAACUUGGUUAUAAAUGCUGUCUUACUCAAGAGAUAGAUCUGUGGAUUGUACAAUGUGGUGAGCUGUGAUUCCUGCCCUAGAACGUGCACAUCACACAGUUCCCACGCCCGAGUGCCUGUGAAGGCUUUAUUCUUCACUUGAUGCUGACGUCCUCCUUGGUCUGAACCCCAGUGACUCUCUUCCCCUUUCUCUCACACACAUGUACACACAAGGUUGCUUUUUAUGUAAACAAUGUAGAUUUUCACGCUAAACAUUUUGUAUAAAAUACAAUUGAAGACAAA
Callorhinchus milii (elephant shark) is the source of this 2307-nucleotide messenger RNA. It is a transcript of the gene hdac3, whose product is annotated as histone deacetylase 3. Bases 32 to 1330 code for a protein of 432 amino acids. The record is from RefSeq and is a predicted model, not a curated record. Lineage: Eukaryota; Metazoa; Chordata; Chondrichthyes; Chimaeriformes; Callorhinchidae. Gene Ontology annotation, molecular function: histone deacetylase activity. The transcript is spliced from 15 exons.